Caenorhabditis sp. 36 PRJEB53466 is the source of this 3849-nucleotide messenger RNA. The record is from the annotation of a GenBank genome assembly. NCBI's taxonomy places the organism in Eukaryota, Metazoa, Nematoda, Chromadorea, Rhabditida, Rhabditidae.
AUGAACUUCCUGAAAUAUGCCAGUCUUUUAGAUGAACAACCGAAAAUCGAAGUUGAACUGGGAUCCAUUGACAAUAACGUGGACUACGUUCCAGUGACGAGAUGCAAGUACAGAAGACAGAGUAUGAAGUUCAUGGGUAAGCAAUUACUGUCAGAUUUUUGAAACAUCCAAUUUAUGUUUAGGAAAAGGAGCUCUCCACUUCAGAGACAUUCAUUUCUCGUAUCCAAGCAGAAAAGAAACUGAAGUUCUGCGCGGAAUUUCUUUUUCUGUAGAAGCUGGUGAGAAACUUGCAAUUGUCGGAAGCAGUGGAAGUGGAAAAAGUACAUUGACGGCUCUUCUGCUCCGAUUCUAUGACCCAACUAAAGGAUCGGUGCGAGUGUAAGCCUGGUCUUUACAAAAGUCUCAAAAUUCCAGAUCUUACUAGACAGUGAGAAUAUUAAAAUGAUGUCGCCAGAUGACUUGCGUGGCCAAUGCUCUCUUGUCAGUCAAGAACCAGUGCUUUUCGACGGAACGAUCAGUGAUAACAUCAGAUAUGGUCGAUUAGAUGCAACUCAGGUACUCCGCAACUUUCCGUAUCUUUUAUUUGUGUUCUGUAUUCAGCAAGAAAUCAACGAUGCUGCCAGAAAAGUGGGAGCAUGGAAGUUCAUCAACAGUUUGCCCGAUGGAAUGAGAACGAGAGUUGGAGAAAGGUCAGUUUUUCGUUGUUCAAAUCACAUCAUCCAUUUAGAGGUCACCAGUUGUCGGGAGGACAGAAACAGAGAGUUGCCAUCGCAAGAGCCGUGAUCCGUAAACCGAUUGUUCUGAUAUUCGACGAAGCCACGUCGGCAUUGGACAAUAUUCACGAGGAAGAAGUGAACGCCGCCAUCGACCUGGCUUCGGAGGGUCUCACCACAAUCACCAUUGCCCACAGACUAUCAACGAUUAAGAAUUCCGAUAGGAUAAUUGUUCUUCACGAGGGAAAGAUUGUCGAGGAAGGACCACCGGACGAGUUGCUGGCUGAUGUCAGUGGAAUCUUUCACAAGGUAUGUACUGUAUUUUCCUUCUUUUUCUUUCCCCUUCCCGAGCCUGGGCGCUCACUUUAUUUUCUCUGAUUUCGUGGCUGACCAAGUGACAAUGACAGAUGUACAACGACCAACGUCUCGACCAACUGAGCCAACAGCAUCAACAUCUGCAGGCAAAACCGUCACUCCAGCAACAGAUGUCCUUCAGUCCUCCGCCCAAACUGGCAUGUUGUAAAUCUAGUGACCUUCCCUCAUAAAUGGACAUUUAGGACCCCGAUCAACAGAGAAGGGCUUGGGCUCGUAGUUCGUUGGGCGGAAACAAGAAGUUAGGAAAAUCGUACUCCGUAAACAGUAUGGAAAAGGAAAAGCUGAAGUUGCCGGUGAUGAGCAAGAAAAAAUCAGAGAGAUUGGAUUACAAGUACUCGAGAGUUCACAGUAUGGAUGUGAAACACGGAGAGAGCAUAGAGGAAGAUGUGAGAAGUUUUUAUUGGAAUUUCUCACUGAAAAUCAGAAAUUUUUAGGAUCUUCCUGGAAAAGAGACAAAUUUCACUGUUCUCAAAGAUCUGAUCUACUCCUACAGAACUGGUCUGCCUUUGUUGGCCGGAGCCAUUCCAACAACCAUUGUUCGAGCUGUUUUCUACCUGCUUAUUUGCUUCCAAGUUGCAUCCGUUCUGGAAGUGAGAAUACCCUUUUAUCCACGUAUAUUUCCAAAGUUAUGCAGAUUUCGAUAGCCCCAGAUGAGGAGCGAGCACUUCAAAUCUUUAUUGUAGCCGCUAUUUACACAGCUCUAAUCAUUGUCAAGACUAUUUUCGAAGCACUUGGGGUUGUUCCAGUUUUCAGAUUUCCGCUGUAAUAUCGUGUUUUUCAGCGUCUUUUCAUCGCCCUCUACGGUCACGGAUUCUGCAUGUUUAUGAGGAAUGAAAUGUUUAGAAAGGUGACAAAAAUGACAUCAGACAAGAAUGUUUGUUCGCUUUCCAGGUUCUCAGACAUGGCGCCGCAUAUUUUGACGAGGAGAGGAACAGUCCGGGAAGGUUGGUUCACAAAGUCAUCAACGAGUCAUCGACAUUGAAUGAGAUUAUGGAGCAGAAACUGGACAUGCUUAUUCCAGGAGUUGUGUGCUCUGGUAUCCGUUAUCUACGAGAAUUGGUAGAAACCUCAAAAAAUUGUAGUAUUCUCUAUUGUCUGUGCACUGUUCAUCAACUGGAAAAUGGCCCUCCUUUGCUCGUUCCAAUUCCCAGCCUACUUCAUUAUACGUAUUUUGCAAAUUAGAGAAGGAACGAAGAGACAACGUCAAAUGGUGGAGGAAGAAAAGAAAGCUGCGAAUUUGGCGACAGUGGUCCUUGCCAACAUGAGCACCAUCAAGGCCUACAACCUGCAAUCCCAUUUCUACAAUGUAUUCUGUGAUGCUUUGAAACCUGUUUCUCAGUGAGUCAAAAAUAAGAACACUUUUGAACUGAUAUCGAGAUGUUUUCAGAUGUAUGCAAAAGCAAUCGUUGAUUUCCGCGUUUGUGUUUGCUGCUCAGUACUCUUUCACGUACAUUCUCAUUGCAAUCACAUUGUACUUUGGAAAAGUGAUGAUGUUGGCUAAUGAGAUCAGCGUUUUUGACUACAUGAGGUAACACAAGUAUAAAAUAAAAAAAUUUAUAGGACGGGAAGAUUUCAGAGUUGUUCUGCUCACACAGUUCGGCGCCAACUUCUUCUCCCAACUCAUCGCUUCCGUCAGCGAUUUCACAAAAGCACAGAUUGCCGCUGAAAAUGUGAUGAGAGUGAUCAGAGAGCCACCAGUUGAUAUGGAUAAUCUCUCGGAAGAAGGAUUGAGACCGGUAAUUUAGUUUUUUGCGCAUAUCUCUUUUUUCAAAAUCAAAUUUCAGAAACUCGAAGGAAAUCUGUGCCUGAAAGAUGUGUCAUUCCGAUAUCCAACAAGACCGAUCGUCCCAGUUUUGACAAAACUGAACUUGAAGGUUGGUUCCUUUUUUAUUUUUCAGGUUUUCACAUGUUGUACGCUCAGGUCAGAGGCGGAGAGUCGAUCGCACUUGUAGGACCUUCGGGUUCCGGUAAAUCUUCGAUCAUCGGGCUGUUCCAAAGAAUGUACAACGCGACGGACGGAGUUGUUAUCAUCGACAAGUACAACAUCAAGUCUAUAAACCCGGCCUAUUUGAGAAGAUGCAUUGUAACAGUCGGCCAAGAACCGGAUCUCUUUUCGUUCACUAUCAAGGUAUCCCGAACCAAAUUCAUCUGUCAUCUUCACUUUUGGAUGGAAAUUUGAUAGAGAUGUGAUAAUGAUCUGAUCUUUUUCUAGGAAAACAUUGCAUUCGGAAUGAUGGAAAGCGAAGCGACCAUUGAUAAGGUUAUCGAAGCGGCCAAGAUUGCGGACAUUCACAAUUUCAUCAUUAGUUUGCCACAAGUAAAAAAGAGGAAAUUUUGACCUCACCAACUAGAUCUCGUGUUUUCCAGGGAUAUGAUACUGAGGUCGGAGAGUUUGGAGCGCAGCUAUCUGGAGGUCAAAAACAGAGAAUCGCAAUAGCUCGAGCAGUUAUCAGAAAGCCAACUGUUCUGCUGCUCGACGAGGCCACUUCCGCCUUGGAUAGUGCGAGUGAGCGGGAGGUGCAGAGUGCAUUCAAACGUGUCAAACAGACCAUGAAGACCAAGUGCACGUGCAUUCAGAGUGAGAAAAUGUCAAAUUGGAUAUAAAAAUUUCUAUUUUAUUUCAGUUGCUCAUCGGCUUUCAACUAUUCGAAACGUUGACAGAAUUUACGUGAUCGUCCAUGGAGAGAUAGCGGAAGAAGGAGAUCACGAAGAACUUAUGAAUAUGAAGGGUAUCUACUACGAAAUGAACCAAAUGGCCUGA